AUGCAAAUGAUUCAAAAUGCCAUGGAUGAGGCUAAUAAAUUAAUUGAGCAACAAGAAUUAGCAAAGACGUUGACCCAAACGUCAGAACAUCUGGAAAAUACUGAUCCUCUUGAUGCAUUACAAGUUAUAAAAGAUGUUCAAGAUUUGAUUGAAAAGGUUUGUGAAAAAGAAAAUGAUAGUGACUUAGAUGACUUAGAUGAAUCUAUCAAAAAUUUCAAUAAUGAUCAAUUGAGAAUAUUUAAUACAAUUACAUCUACAAUAUCAUCCGGCAGUAAAGUAAUGAGAAUGUUCGUUAGCGGAUUUGAAGGUACUGGUAAAAGUUAUCUGAUUGAAAACUUGGUUUUAUGGAACAAACGAAAGAGAAACAAAAAUACCGCUGUUGCGGCUCCAACAGGUAUCGCAGCAUUUAAUAUUGAGGGAUUGACAAUCCAUAGAUUAUUACAAUUACCUGUAGAGCAAGGAGGCACGGCAAAAUAUAAAUCUCUAUCCGUUAAUACGUUGAAAAGAGUACGGCAAAGUUUUAAGGAUGUAGACUUUAUUAUCAUUGAUGAGAUUUCGAUGAUAUCAAAUAUAACCCUUAUAUAUAUCCAUUUACGUCUGGUAGAGAUUUUUGGUACAUCGGACAAAGAAGACGGUUGGUUUCGUAAAAUACAUAUUAUAGUAUUUGGAGAUUUACUGCAACUACCACCUGUGCGAGAAGAUUUUGCUUUCAUUACACUUACAAGAUCGCAAAUUGAAAAAUAUAUUAAAGGAAUGUCGUCAUUUAAUUUAUGGGCCUUGUUCGAAUGUGAAGAAUUGACUAUAAAUAUGAGACAGAAAAAUGAUAAAGAUCACUCAGAAAUUUUAGCUAAAUUGAGACUAGGUUAUUUAACCAACUCUGAUAUAGAAAUAUUACAAAAAAGAAAGAUUUCUUUUUCCAUUCAUACUCCUUCAAUUUCUCUUCAUGAAUUGUGCGAAUAUUUGAAUAAUUUACCUAAUGAUACAGUAUGCUUGAUGCCAACUAAAGAUAUGUGUACAAUACUUAAUAAAACCAUGUUGGAUAAGUUACAAGCAGAAGAGAUAAAGUUAAUUGCGAAUGAUUCUUACAAGUGCCCCAAAAGAUUAGAAAAAAGGGUUUCGAAAAUUUUAGAUCAAGGCGAUGACAAUGCAUGCGGUAUUUCUCGAGUGAUCGAAAUAAAAAUAGGCUGCAAAAUUAUGAUACGAAGGAAUAUUGAUGUUUCUAUCGGAUUAGUUAAUGGAACGAUAGCAACAGUUAUUGCAGUGAGCAAAGGAAAAACAGGUAUAGAUAGCGUUACCAUUAAACUUCAAUCGAAUCAAGAGUAUUUUAUCAAACGAUUACAAUACCCAUUCCAAAUAAUGGAUCAAGUAUUCAUUAUUAGAGAACAGUUUCCUUUUUGUCUCAGUUAUUGA
Messenger RNA from Phymastichus coffea, 1410 nucleotides. RefSeq names its product ATP-dependent DNA helicase PIF1-like. The transcript has a single exon. The record is from RefSeq and is a predicted model, not a curated record. Gene Ontology annotation, molecular function: DNA helicase activity. The coding region runs from base 1 to 1410 and encodes 469 amino acids. Gene Ontology annotation, biological process: DNA repair; telomere maintenance. NCBI's taxonomy places the organism in Eukaryota, Metazoa, Arthropoda, Insecta, Hymenoptera, Eulophidae.